This is a messenger RNA of Dendrobium catenatum, 2985 nucleotides long. RefSeq lists its product as uncharacterized. Gene Ontology annotation, molecular function: DNA binding; DNA-binding transcription factor activity. NCBI's taxonomy places the organism in Eukaryota, Viridiplantae, Streptophyta, Magnoliopsida, Asparagales, Orchidaceae. The record is from RefSeq and is a predicted model, not a curated record. The transcript is spliced from 17 exons. Bases 196 to 2655 code for a protein of 819 amino acids.
UUGACCAUAUUUUGUUUCUCCCUCUCUCUCUCUCUCUCUCUCUCACUUUAUCCAGGCAUCGGCUUUGGGGAGAGGUCUCCCUCAACCAAAGUGGCGUUUUAUUCUCUCUCAAGUAAAAAAUCUUCAUUUUGCUUUAUACCUCCCUUUUCACGGCCAUUUGAGCUUCGGGUAUCUCCUUUUUGUUCUCAAAAGGAGAUGUUUCCUGGCUUGAUCCAUCGUCAGGAAGCAUCGAUUCCACAGGAAGCGAUCCACAGCCCCAGCGUAGUACUCACGGCUGAUCCUAAGCCCCGACUUAGAUGGACGGCCGAUCUCCACGAGCGUUUCGUAGAUGCCGUCGCCCAGCUCGGAGGCCCUGAAAUUAAUGGAUCUCGCCGGACAUUUCCACGGAUCUUGACGGACACUCGCCGAAUCUUGCCUGGCACAUCGUUGGGCCCAUCAAUGCCUUCUCCCAAUGAGCUCAUCCGCAACUUCCUCUUCUUCGCCGCAUGCCGUUGGAUCUACACUGAAACUAAGCCAACAUAUGAGAAUAAACGAAAACUGGUGAAAGCACCUUUGGAUUUUAUUGGAAUGGGUAUUUUUGAAUAUGGAAAUGUUGAGGUUGAGACACAUGAUGCAACUGAUACAAAGUUCUCAAAGUUCAAAGAUGACAUUGAAUAUAAGCCGAAAUAUUCAAAGGAUGAAAUUCAAAUUUCGUCUAAUGGAGCACACUUCAUUCUUGCAAUUGGCAUGGCCACUUCUCAAGCAAAAAUGAAAGUAGAUAUUGCAAUGCUGCAAACUGUGUUUCCAUCUUGUGAUUCAACCGAUCAGCAAAACCGUGAUCAAGUAGACUUUUUUAAAGGAAGUAAAGUUGUAGAUGGGAAGCUGGAGAAUGCCAUGGAUGAGGCGUUCCAAGGUGAUGAAAAUUUGAUUGCUAUGAAAAUUGCUGCGAAUUCCAUUGAGUCUAGUAAAGAUGUUAAUGAGAAAAUAUGUGAAACUAGGGAAUUCAUGAGCAAGGCAGAGGUCGAGGUUUUUAUUACAGAAGCUACUCCUAAGACCAUUAUGCGAACAAUGGGUGUAAAGGGACUUACACUUUUUCACCUGAAGAGCCAUCUUCAGAAAUACAGAUUGGGAAAGCAAUCUGGCAAAGAAAUGACAGAGCAACCUAAAGAUGUUCCAGGUAGCAGUUCUUUGUCUCCAAGAGUGGCUGCUUCUGAUAUUAAUGAGAAUCAGGAAGUUAAAGAGGCUUUGAGAGCACAGAUGGAAGUGCAAAGAAGACUUCAUGAGCAAGUCGAGGUACAACUCUGCUGGCUAUCUUUUGUUCAGAAGCACAUCAAGAUUCGAAUGGAAGCCUAUCAAAACUACAUAGAUUCCUUAUUGGAGAAGGCUUGCAAGAUUGCAUCCGAGCAAAUUGCUUCAGGUGGUUUUAAUGGACAGGUCUGUCCACCACCCAGCUCUCUCACCAAAUCUGUGUUUCAGCAACUGCCAUUGACAGAGUCUUCACCUCGCUUCAGCCAUUUCUGGUGGCCCUUAACUUGUUUAUUCGUUGCUCUCCUUCUUGUCCUUCGAACACCCAAUUUGCACUGCGUUUUCAAAGAAUUCGUUGCUCGGAGUAUCUGUGAAGUUCGGAUUCCAGGGUUUCUUGGAUUUGGCUUCUCUGCGUUUGCUGUGGACAUGUAUCAGCCAAAACAUAUUUCUAGUUUAAAUUCUGUUCAUAACAACGGAGUAGCUCAUGACCAGAUAAUAGAAUUCACUGGGAAUACAAUGAGCCCUAAUGGUUCUGCAAACAACUCUAGCAAUCCCAACUUGUCCUCAAGGCAGCGUUUAAGGUGGACGCAUGAGCUUCAUGAACGCUUUGUGGAUGCUGUGACACAACUUGGUGGACCAGACAGAGCCACUCCCAAAGGUGUCCUUAGAGUAAUGGGUGUAUCAGGGCUAACUAUAUACCACGUAAAGAGUCACUUACAGAAAUAUCGUUUAGCGAAGUACAUCCCUGAUUCGUCAUCUGAUGGCUUAAAGGAUGAAAGUAAAGAACCUGGCGAUUUACUUUCUGGCAUGGAUAGCUCUUCUGGAGUUCAGAUAACUGAAGCUCUAAAAUUGCAGAUGGAGGUCCAAAAGCGACUACAUGAGCAAUUAGAGGUACAAAGGCAACUGCAGUUAAGGAUAGAAGCCCAGGGAAAAUAUCUGAAGAAAAUCAUGGAGGAACAACAAAGGCUUAAUGGAGUACUGGCUGAGACACCAGGAAUGAACCUCCCACCUCUACCAACUUCAGCCGACUUUUGCCUCGACUCCGACCCUUCAACUCCUGCACCAAUAUGCGAGUCGCUUCAUAAGGACAAAACCUCUAAUGGCAAGCACGGAAAGGCCGACAGCCUCGUUAAGAGUACCUCAUUUGAAGAUUCCUCUCGCCGGGAACCAUUGACUCCAGACUCGAGCUUCCAUACCUCUGAAAGCCUGAAACAUGAGAGGCCGAGUAAGAGGCAAAGAAGCAAUGGCAGCGGAGUGCGUGGAAGCGGACAGGUUGAUUUGGUACUAGGCAACCAUAUACUUGAAUCAAGCUCAGGUUCCGAAUUCCAGCAACAAUGCUCUAUGUUCAAUGCUGGAACUCACUUUGAUUCUUCAGGCACUUCUUUUGGUGAUGAUGACCAGUUUGGGAAUGGUUCUGGGAGUGAUGUUUGAUGAAGAAGGAGAGUUUGAAAGCCUGUAGCUUAUUUUUCCUUAAUUUCUUGGAGGUAUCUAAAUGUGUGAUUAGGGUUUGAGAUGCAAUUCUUUAGAUUUCUUAGCUGGGGAUCAGAAGUUUGAGAAGAUUCUAAGUGGUAAAUGAGUGGUGAUUUGAAGCAGAGCACUUUGCACGGAGCAUUGAAAGAAUCACUUCUUCAACUAUCUGUAACACCAUCUUUCUUUUUUUUUUUUUCCUCAACAAUACUCUGAUUCUCUUGUAAUAGAAUGCUUCUGGGAUAUUUAGUAAUAUUGUUGCUAUAUUUAGUUGGGAUUUUAUGCUCUUUUUUA